Messenger RNA from Oncorhynchus masou masou (cherry salmon), 7295 nucleotides. RefSeq names its product membrane progestin receptor delta-like. Gene Ontology annotation, molecular function: signaling receptor activity. The record is from RefSeq and is a predicted model, not a curated record. Gene Ontology annotation, cellular component: membrane. Lineage: Eukaryota; Metazoa; Chordata; Actinopteri; Salmoniformes; Salmonidae.
UGGGGGCUGGGCCCAGGGCUGGGGCUGGGACCGCUGUAUGCAAUGGGAACCAGGGCCUGGAGUGGGGGCACAGGCCCCAGCAUUUGACUGCCCAGUCUGGUGUGUCCUCUGCCAGGGAUGCAGGGCCAGGCUCAGGGAGGCCUGCCAGAGAGGGAGGGGGGCCAUCAGACUGCCCACAGACAUGCUUAGCAUCAAACUCCCCCAGCUCUUUGACAUCCACCAAGUCCCCAAGGUGUUCCGGGAGGAUGGCAUCAUCUCGGGAUAUCGUCACCCCCAAAGCUCCGCCCUGGACUGCAUCCUUAGCAGCUUCCAGAUGACCAAUGAGACCGUGAACAUCUGGACCCACUUCCUGCCCACAUGGUACUUCCUGUGGCGCUUCAGUGUCCUGUGCUCCACACUGAACUUCCUGUCGGAGAGCUACACCUGGCCGCUGCUGGUGUACAUGCUGCUAAUCUGCGUGUACCCCUUCACCUCCAGCUGUGCCCACACCUUCAGCACUAUGUCCCCCGAGGCACGCCACAUCUGCUACUUCUUCGACUACGGCGCCCUCAGCCUCUACAGCCUGGGUUGUGCCAUAACUUAUAGCUCCUAUGUGAUGCCUGACUGCUGGGUCAACAGCUGGCUGCACCAACACUUUGUGCCCAUCGCCAUCUGCAACACACUAUUCUGCACCAGCCUGUCCUGCUAUUCUAGAUUCCUGGAGAUGCAGUUUCCACACCGGAGUAAAAUUCUCCGGACAGGGGCAUUUGUCUUUCCAUUCAUCUUUGACAACAUCCCUCUAUUUUACAGACUGCUGCUGUGCUGCGGGGGCAGCUGCUGUCACAGUGAGGCCCUGCCCAGUCACUGUUACCACCUCCUCUUUGCCUUCCUCACCUGCUUCCUGUUUGCCUCACACCUCCCAGAGAGGCGCCCCGGGCGCUUCGACUACUUUGGUCACAGUCACCAGCUUUUCCACAUCUGUGCCGUGGUGGGUACCCACUUCCAGAUGGAGGCGGUGCUAGCAGAUAUGACCUCACGCAGGGCGUGGCUCAUCGCCCAGGCGGCCGUACCCUCCUUCCUGAGUACCCUGGGGGCACUGGCCCUCGGCAUCAUCCUCAACCUAGGCAUCAUUGGCAUCUUCAGUGCACCUCUGCUGUGGAACCCUCACCACAGUGCCAAACACCCACUGACGCCACCCACGAAACGCAAGGAACAGUGACACUCCCCACAACCAGUGACCACCCAGUAUGUUCAGAUGAAAAGGUUUGGCUAAAUCAUUCUACCAGUCGUGAACUUUGGAAAUAAUAACCAUAAGUUAUAUUCUACCUUUUAAAACCAGGUAGUAUUUGUAUAAACCCAUUGGAUUAUUAUCACAGGAUGGUUUUUCUACAUGUUAUUCUAAUGUCAUUAUAAGGUUUGUUUAGGAAUUUAUUAAUGUGUUCACUGUUUGAAGCCGAAUACCCAGCUAUUUUUAUGAAGCCUUUCAGUUAUUCAGUAUCAUUGUAUAAUGUUAAAAGUUUUGGAGGUAUUUUGAGUUAAAGUAUCAUUUCACUUCUUCUUUUCAUUUAUACUUGAAAGGAUCUGGGUUGUAUGAAGCAUAUGUGAUGUUUAACAACACAUAAAAGUGCCUUUUUUAUAUAUAUAUAUAUAUAUUGACCCAAAUGUUACCUAAGUACUCGUAAAUAUUAUUUCUGGUUUGUGUAAAUCUCAAACUGGAAAAAUCUUUAACUGUAAAUUUGCAGGGAAUUUUCAUAUUAAUAUAUAAGUAUUUAGCUACUGUUUUUCAAAUGUCCUAUAUAUUUGUAAGCCAUUAUUAGAACAUCUCAAAACCCAUAUUUAAUAUAAAUUAUGACUAUCCAUUACAUGAUUCUCAUGACUUCUAAAAUAAUCUGUACUCUCACUAACUGGACUACUUAGUAUGAUUCCACCAUUUUGUUUUAAUAUUCAAUACCAUCUCAUUUAAAUCUCCACUAUGACUUUAAUAGAUUUACAGACCAGUGUAGUGCUCAUUCAGAUUAACCUGCUCUAAACGUCUACACUAAAAAAGGUGCUAUCUAGGACCUAAAAGGGUUCUUCGACUGCUCCCAUUGGAGAAUCCUUUAAAGAACCCUUUUUGGUUCCAGCUAGAACCCUUUUGAGUUCCUUGUAGAACCCUUUCCACAGAGGGUUCUACAUAGAACCCAAAAGAGUUCUACCUGAAACCAAAAAGGGUUCUCCUAUGGGGACAGCCGAAGAACCCUUUUGGAACCCUUUCUUUCUAAGUGUGUACCUGAAAGCUACAGCACUGUACCAUGUCUAUGAUUAAAAAACAGGUGACAUUUUACAGAGGUAUGUUUCCAUGGAAACUUCAUGGUUCUUCGCAGUUUGUGUUCCUGUGAAUGACCAGUCACUUGAAUUGUUCUUUGGAGUACUCUUCUUUUUUACUUCUACAACAUACAGUAAUGGUCAUUGGAUGCAUUUUUUUGAAACACUACGUGCUGUUUAAAUGUCCGAGAAUUACUGAAAUUCUAGGACAUUCCAAAUGACCCUGUUUAUAACAGCUAUCUGAUGGAAGAAAUCUUAGAUGAUGGUGCACAACAGAACUGAAUGAGUGAUGUCACCUCGCCUCCCAGGAAUGGGGAUGUGGUCAGUGGAGGUCAAAGGGUCUUGGCAGUGUCGUAUUCAUGUGGUAUCGUGGUGGUCAUUGCAGGUUUAUGGCAAACCAAUACACCACUCACCCCAUGCUGGUAUAACAUUGUCAGUGGCUAUUGUUUACAUGUAUCCUCGAAAAAGAGUGUGGUAUCUCUUGAGUAUUUAUUCCUUGAAGUAUAUAUAACAGCACCUACUGUUUCCGUUCAGUUGUAAAGUGUGAAGCAUAUGUACAGGUAAUGUACAGCCAAAAUAAAGGAAACACCAAUGUAAAGUGUCUUAAUAGGGUUUUGGGCCACCACGAGCCACCAGAACAGCUUCUAUGCCUUGGCAUAGAUUCUACAAGUGUCUGGAACUCUAUUGGAGGGAUGCGACACCAUUCUUCCAUGAGAAGUUCCAUUAUUUGGUGUUAUGUUGAUGGUGGUGGAAAACGCUGUCUUCGGUGCCGCUCCAGAUUCUCCCAUAAGUGUUCAGUUGGGUUGAGAUCUGGUGACGGAGACACACACACACACCCUUUAAAACCCUUAUGCUCCUUUGAGACCCCUCUUUCAAAGUCACUGAAAUCUCUUCUUGCUAUGGUAGCAAAACAAUGGGAAACUGGGCAUUUUUAUACAUGACCCUAAGCAUGAUGGGAUAUUAAGUGCUUAAUUAACGCAGGAAGCACACCUGUGUGGAAGCACAUGCUUUCAAUAUACUUUGUAUCCCUCAUUUACUCAAGUGUUUCCUUUUUUUCUGGGAAUUACCUGCAUAUUUACAUUAUUAUUUUUGUAAAUGUUUUAGAUGAGGAAAAAUGAUUAAUUACAUCCCCAACAUCAUAUAAUCAUUUCUUGACAUAAUAGCUCUUACAUGUACCACGCUAGACCUAACACACAUGUCAUUAUUUUAUCAUGUAGCUCUGUGUCCAGUAUGUAGGGGAGACCAGGGUUGGUUGUCACAGUGCUUAUAACUCCCAAACUAGAGGGUGCUGUGUAAUCAUUUUUAGAUUAAAAUGUGUGAAUUCUUUGAAAGAACUAAUCCAUCUGGUUAAUUUAUGUCAUCAUAUCAAAAGGUGAGGGGAUUUUUUUUCAUAGAUGAAAGUUUAAAAAAAUAUAAAAAAGAUGUCAGUAUUUUUUAAAAUAAAUGUUUGAAUUAUGGGAGUAUACAUGUAAAAAAAAGAAAUUAUAGGGAGAGCUACAUUCCUAAACCAUGUGGUAACUAUCAUCCUAAUUAGCAUUGGGUGCUGUUCCUAUAAACCUCCCGUCCCAAAUAACACCUUUGGCUGGCAUAUCAAAAUGUGUUGGGAAUAAUAUACAGUUGAAAUCAUUAAAACUCGUUUUUCAACCAUUCCACAAAUUUUCUGUUAACAAACUAUAGUUUUGGCAAGUCGGUUAGGACAUCUACUUUGUGCAUGGCACAAGUCAUUUUUCCAACAAUUGUUGUUGACAGACAGAAUAUUUCACAUAUAUUUCACUGUAUCACAAUUCCAGUGGGUCAGAGGUUUACAUACACUAAGUUGACUGUGCCUUUAAACAGCUUGGAAAAUUCCAGAAAAUUAUGUCAUGGCUUUAGAAGCUUUUGAUAGGCGAAUUGACAUAAUUUGAGUCAAUUGGAGAUGUACCUGUGGAUGUAUUUCAAGGCCUAUCUUCAAACUCAGUGCCUCUUUGCUUGACAUCAUGGGAAAAUUAAAAGAAAUCAGCCAAGACCUCAGAAAAAAAUUGUAGUCCUCCACAAGUCUGACUCAUCCUUGGGAGCAAUUUCCAAAUGCCUGAAGGUACCACUUUCAUAUGUACAAACAAUAGUACCCAAAUAUAAACACCAUGGGUCCACGCAGCCGCCAUACCGCUCAAGAAGGAGAUGCAUUCUGUCUCCUAGAGAUGAACGUACUUUGGUGCGAAAAGUGCAAAUCAAUUCCAGAACAACAGCAAAGAACCUUGUGAAGAUGCUGGAGGAAACAGGUACAAAAGUAUCUAUAUCCACAGUGAAAUGAGUCCUAUAUUGACAUAACCUGAAAGGCUGCUCAGCAAGGAAGAAGCCACUGCUCCAAAACUGCCAUAAAAAAGCCAGACUACAGUUUGCAACUGCACAUGGGGACAAAGAUUGUACUUUUUGGAGAAAUGUCCUCUGGUCUGAUAAAACAAAAAUAGAACUGUUUGGCCAUAAUGACCAUCGUUAUGUUUGGAGGAAAAAGGGGGAGGCUUGCAAGCCAAAGAACACCAUCCCAACCGUGAAGCAUGGGGGUGGCAGCAUCAUGUUGUGGGGGUGCUUUGCUGCAGGAGGGACUGGUGCACUUCACAAAAUAGAUGGCAUCAUGAGGGUGGAAAAUUGUAGAUGUAUUGAAGAAACAUCUCAAGACAUCAGUCAGGAAGUUAAAGCUCCGUCACAAAUGUGUCUUCAAAUGAACAAUGACCCCAAGCAUACUUCCAAAGUUGUGGAAAAAUGGCUUAAGGACAACAGAGUCAAGGUAUUGGAAUGGCCAUCACAAAGCCCUGACCUCAAUCCUAUAGAAAAUCUGUGGUCAGAACUGAAAAAGUGUGUGCGAGCAAGGAGGCCUACAAACCUGACUCAGUUACACCAGCUCUGUCAGAAGGAAUGGGCCAAAAUUCACCCAACUUAUUGUGGGAAGCUUGUGGAAGGCUACCUGAAGUGUUUGACCCAAGUUAAACAAUUUAAAGGCAAUGCUACCAAAUACUAAUUGAGUGCAUGUAAACCUCUGGCCCACUGGGAAUGUGAUGAAAGUAAUAAAAGCUGAAAUAAAUCAUUAUCUCUACUAUUAUUCUGACAUUUCACAUUCUUAAAAUAAAGUGGUGAGCCUGACUGACCUAAGACAGGGAAUUUUUACUAGGAUUAAAUGUCAGGAAUUGUGACAAACUGAGUUCAAAUGCAUUUGGCUAAGGUGUAUGUAAACUUGCACAUUGGGAAGAUGUUGCAGAGACAUGAAAAUAGAAUAUGAAUGCCUGGCCGACAUAUACAUUCUGCAGUUCUACAUAGUUUAUGUAGUCUAAAAACAUCUGUGAGAUGCCAAUUAGCAAACAAUGUCUAAACUGCAUCUCCCUAUUCAUAGCGUGUACAUCCAUUGGCCAGAGGUUUCUCUGCUAUCUGGGUUUGUUGCCUUUCUCUCCCAAACACUUUUUCUGUCACACACCGACACAUCUACACAUGUGUGCAAACACACGCACACACAAAUUGACUCAAAAUGUCAUAUGUUGUUCUCAAGGCAUAAAAUGCUGAAUUUUGCGAGGAAUAUCAUUCGAUCAAAGAAAGGCAUGGCUAUUUCUAAGAUGCUGUAUACUAUAUUGCUUCAUUUCCUGUUACAAAUGGAAAGAACUACUAGCCAACAUUGUGACAACCAACCCCAUCAGCGGAGUCUGCCUAGGGGUGGACGGCACAUAAUAAUGGCUGGAACAGAGCAAAUGGAAUGACUUCAACCGCAUGUAAACUAUGUGUUUGGGGUAUUUGAUACCAUUCCACUGAUUCCACUUCAGCCAUUACCACGAGCCCGUCCUCCCCAAUUUAGGUGCCACCAACCUCCUGUGAACCUUAUACUGUGUGACAACCAACCCUGCGAUGGGGCUGGUUGUCACAAGUGGACAGAGUGUGUUUGAUGGCUUAUUACUCCAUGCUGGAAUAAGACAUACUAAUAGGAUCCCUAUUUCAACCCAAGACCUUGGUCUUUCUAUUAAUGUUGAAGGAGUCUUGUUAUAUAUACACACCAGAGUAAAACGUGUGACAACCAACCUCAGUCUCCCCUAAAGGCUUUGGGUGGUUAUGAGGGAAUAUAAAGUGAUAUUGUGAUCAGUGAGGGAAAUGGACUGUGUUGCAGGUCGAGCAGAGUGUACAGGCAGUGUAGGCACACACACAAAUGCACACACGCGCACAUACACACAUAGACGCACUUCAUUUUACUCCAACGAGUGCCCUAUUGUUUGAAAACCAUUUUUUGUUUCCAGGGGUUAGUUUAUUGAACACAGAUAGAUCUAUAUGUUUGCCCUUUUCCUCAUCAUUAUACUACUCAGUUUUCCACUAUUGAUUUUGGUAUGGUGCUUUCAUCGUCUUACGACUUGUUUCUUGGAAGUGGGUUGUGACUAGCGUGUGGCCGACCAUAUCGACCAUAACUGUAUCUGAAUUGACAUAUUGUAGUGCUGAAUAUAUCUGCAGUUGGUGGAAAACGCUGUCUUCGGUGCUAAAUUUCUAAACAUUCUGUCAUGCUUUUGUCAUUGAAAUCUACUUUCGAUUUUUAACUAGAUUAUCGCUGGGAAAAAGUGGUGACCUAUUAGUUCAAAUGCGUCUGUUUGUUUACGGCGAUCCCUUUCAUGAAGCUACAAUGAUGAUUUCUCAUAGUGUGUUCAUAUUGAAUGACAUGUUACAGUAAGUAAAAUAGGAAGUUAUGCAAAGAUUUGGUUGGAUGACACAGAGAACCACACACCAAGGAACUUCCAGUGACUACUGAAGAGUGCUAGGUUUUAGCAAAGAGGAAAGAAGCGGUUUGAAUGAAUGUCUGUGCCCAUUGUCCUUUCUGACAACCUUUAAUUCAACCUUUAUUUUAAUUUAGCAUAUGUGCUGUGUUUUGUGUGGAGAACUUAAUAUAGUUCCUGAGGGGAAAAAACACAAAAAAACAACAUUUCCUUGUUACUAAAAUUGUAUCAAUGCUGCCUUAUUAGAGUGUAUUCAUCACUGGAAUAAUUUCUCUAAUAAAAAUGACUUACCACAUA